This is a messenger RNA of Rhea pennata, 11306 nucleotides long. RefSeq names its product protein tyrosine phosphatase non-receptor type 14 (gene PTPN14). Gene Ontology annotation, biological process: protein dephosphorylation; lymphangiogenesis. NCBI's taxonomy places the organism in Eukaryota, Metazoa, Chordata, Aves, Rheiformes, Rheidae. The record is from RefSeq and is a predicted model, not a curated record. Gene Ontology annotation, cellular component: cytoskeleton. The transcript has 19 exons. Gene Ontology annotation, molecular function: protein tyrosine phosphatase activity. The coding region runs from base 228 to 3806 and encodes 1192 amino acids.
GGGAGCGGAGCCGUCGCCGGGAGCGGAGCCGCCGCCGCAGCCGGCCGCGCUCCCCGGCCCGGCGGCCGCGCAGCAGGGGUCCCUUGAAGCUUGCCCUGGGAAUGGACAGCUACCUCCAUUUCGGGAGGAAACUAGUGCCUGGUGAGGAAGCCUUCGAGGCAAGUCGAGGAGUGUGCUGAUACUCCCUGAAGAGCGAAGGCAAGGGGCGACCUUCCAGGCCAACAGCCAUGCCUUUCGGGCUGAAACUGCGACGGACCAGGCGCUACAACGUCCUGAGCAAGAACUGUUUUGUGACCCGGAUCCGUCUGCUGGACAGCAACGUGAUCGAGUGCACCCUCUCCGUGGAGAGCACGGGACAGGAGUGUUUGGAAGCCGUUGCUCAGAGGCUGGAAUUACGAGAGACGCACUACUUUGGCCUUUGGUUUCUCAGCAAGAGCCAGCAAGCCCGAUGGGUGGAACUAGAAAAACCUCUGAAGAAGCAGCUGGACAAAUUUGCCAAUGAGCCUUUGCUUUUCUUUGGAGUAAUGUUCUAUGUGCCCAGUGUUUCCCGAUUGCAGCAGGAGGUAACAAGAUACCAGUAUUACCUACAAGUGAAAAAGGACGUUCUUGAUGGCCGAUUACGUUCUUCGCUGGAGCAGGGAAUUCGGCUGGCUGGUUUGGCAGUGCAAGCGGAUUUUGGAGAUUAUAAUCAAUUUGAAUCUCAUGACUUCCUCCGAGAAUAUGUCCUGUUUCCUAUGGAUUGGACCCAGGAUGAAGCUGUCUUGGAGGAGCUGACUCAAAAGGUUGCUCAGGAACAUCGAACUCACAGUGGUAUUACGGCAGCAGAAGCUGAGCUGAUGUACAUCAAUGAAGUGGAACGCCUGGAUGGGUUUGGGCAGGAAACCUUCUCUGUGAAGGAUAAUCAUGGAAAUGACAUACACCUUGGUAUUUUCUUCAUGGGAAUCUUCAUAAAGAACAGAAUUGGAAGGACAACUGUGAUCUAUAGGUGGAAUGAUAUUGGGAAUAUAUCACAUAACAAGUCUUCCAUUGUUCUAGAGUUGAUCAACAAAGAAGAGAAUGUGCUCUUUCACACAGAUGAUCUUGAAAAUGCCAAAUAUAUUUCACGACUGUUUGCAGCAAGACAUAAGUUUUACAAACAGAACAAAAUCUGCACAGAACAAUCAAGUUCUCCUCCCCCUAUCAGACGGCGGCCCACUUGGAGCAGGUCAUCCUUGCCAAGACAACACCCAUUUAUACUGCCUCCUAUGCAUGUCCAGUGUGGAGAGCACUACACUGAAACACAUAAUUCACAAGACAGCAUUUUCCAUGGAAAUGAAGAAACGUUCUACGGUAGAUCUCAGACUAGUCUGGACAGGUGUCCAGUGGACUUCAGCUACCUGAAUGGUAAUGGACCCAAUGGGAGCGUAUGCAGCGCCCACAGCAUGAACUCCCUCAAUCGCUCACAGAACUUCAUUCAGGCAUCUCCGAUGUCCUCCAAUCUGAGCAUCCCUGGAAGUGAUAUCAUGAGAGCAGACUAUAUCCCUAGCCACAGACAUAGUGCAAUCAUAGUACCAUCUUACCGGCCAACUCCGGAUUAUGAAACUGUCAUGAGGCAAAUGAAGAGAGGAGUGAUCCAGAUGGAUAGCCAAAGUCAGUCUUUGAGGAAUCUCAAUAUUGGAAAUACACAUGCUUACAACCAGCCGGAAGACUUGGUUUACAGUCAGCCUGAGAUUCGAGAGAGACAUCCUUACACUAUGACUUACGGGCCCCAAGGUGGUGGUGGCUAUAACAAACCUGUUGCCCCCUCUGACCAAAUGAACCCUAAUAACACUGUGCAAAAUAAGACAGCAGCCAGUGCCAUCUCACACACAGUUAGCACGCCAGAACUGGCUAAUAUGCAGCUGCAAAGCAGCCAGAAUUACAACACUGCUCAUAUGUUAAAGAACUAUCUGUUCCGACCCCCACCUCCAUAUCCACGCCCACGUCCUGCCACCAGCACACCUGACCUGGCCAGCCACCGGCACAAAUAUGUCAGUGGGAGCAGUCCUGACCUGGUCACUCGGAAGGUCCAGCUCUCGGUAAAGACAUUCCAAGAGGACAGCUCGCCGGUCGUCCGCCAGUCGCUGCAGGAGGUCAGCGAGCCCCUCAUGGCAGUGAAGCAUCACGCAGCUGUGAACAAGCGCCAUAGCUUGGAGGUCAUCAGCAACAUGGUACGUGGUAUAGAAGCCAUGGCAUUAAAAACUUUAAACGCUCCUUUGCCACGCAGGAAUACUUUGCGAGAGCAAGUGCAGCCAGAAGAGGCAGUUCAGAUGGGACAUGAAGUUCAGCAGGUUCCUCAUUAUCAUCAUAAAAAGACAUUCUCAGAUGCCACAAUGCUGAUACAUAGCAGCGAAAGCGAAGAGGAAGAGGAAACUGCAGAAUCCGUGUCACGGAUAACAGCCCUUCAUGAGAACAUGGAAUAUAGUGCUCAGUUGCAAGCUGCCUUGGCUAGAAUACCAAAUAAACCUCCUCCAGAAUAUCCUGGGCCUCGUAAAAGUGUCAGCAAUGGAGCUCUGAGGCAGGAGCAUGUUAGCGUUUCUGUGGCUGUAGCUAGGGCUAAGGCCAUGAGGCCAGGGCCAUCCAAGGCCAUUAGUGUAUCUCGAACUGAUCAAGUGGCAAUAAAUGGUUCUUCACUUGGGCCCUCUAUCUCAGAGCCUGACCUCACAAGCGUGAAGGAGAGGGUCAAGAAGGAGCCUGUCAAGGAAAGGCCUGUGUCUGAAAUGUUUUCUAUUGAAGACAGCAUUAUAGAAAGAGAAAUCAUGAUGAGGAAUCUAGAAAAGCAGAAGAUGGCAGGCCUGGAGGCCCAGAAGAGGCCCUUGAUGUUGGCAGCACUGAACGGGCUCUCGGUUGCUAGGGUUCGUGUGCCAGAGGACAGCCAGGAUGAAGUAGCCAAGGUGCCAAUGGAUGAGAGGUGUAAAAUUUUGAAGAGGAAGUUGGAAGAGGGGAUGGUGUUUACAGAAUACGAGCAAAUUCCAAAGAAAAAGGCAGAUGGGAUCUUCACCACUGCUGCCUUGCCUGAAAACACUGAGCGCAACCGUAUCAGGGAGGUUGUUCCCUAUGAAGAGAAUCGAGUAGAGCUGGUGCCAACCAAAGAAAAUAAUUCAGGCUACAUCAAUGCUUCACACAUAAAGGUUACAGUAGGUGGGGAAGAGUGGCACUACAUUGCCACCCAAGGACCUCUGCCCCACACGUGCCAUGACUUCUGGCAGAUGGUGUGGGAACAAGGGGUGAAUGUUAUAGCCAUGGUCACAGCUGAAGAGGAGGGAGGAAGAAGUAAGAGUCAUCGUUAUUGGCCUAAACUGGGCUCUAAGCACAGCUCAGCCACUUACGGAAAGUUCAAGGUGACAACCAAGUUCCGCACCGACUCCGGCUGCUAUGCGACCACAGGUCUGAAGGUCAAGCACCUCCUGUCUGGACAGGAGAGGACUGUGUGGCACUUGCAGUAUACCGACUGGCCAGACCUUGGAUGUCCAGAAGAAGUCCAAGGCUUUUUAUCUUACUUGGAGGAGAUACAGUCAGUGCGUCGCCAUACCAACAGUGUGUUGGACAGCAGCAACAACUGCAAUCCUCCUAUCGUGGUUCACUGCAGUGCAGGGGUAGGAAGGACUGGCGUGGUUAUCCUAACAGAACUGAUGAUUGGGUGCUUGGAGCAUAAUGAGAAAGUGGAUGUGCCUGUGAUGCUGAGACACCUGCGGGAGCAGAGAAUGUUUAUGAUCCAGACCAUAGCCCAAUACAAAUUUGUCUAUCAAGUGCUCAUUCAGUUCCUGCAAAACUCCAGACUUAUUUAAUCUCUUUAAAGAUCCCAGACACAGCUUUCUGGAUUUGACUGAACCUUGCUGAUAGGAGGGGAACUCCUUGAUAACGAUGUGUGCAUAUAUUGUACUUACUCAAGUUGUCUUGAAAGUAGGCAGUGAUUGUUCUUUACUAGAGUCUCCCAUGGAUUAUUUUAUACAAGAUAUAAUUUAUUUUUCUCAGAAUAACUUUUGAAUUACUUUAAUAACUUGUGAAACUUAUGGUAACUUUUGAAUUGAACCACAUUUGACAUGACUGAUCUGCAUUGUAACGUGUUCAUAGGGAAAGCAAUUCUUUCUAAAGAUGUAGUAUACUAGCUUUUAGCUUGCUGCAUAGUUUAUAAAACAAACAGUUAUUUGGCAGUAGGUUUUUUCUCAGAUAAGAAUACAAUGGAGCCAAUAUGUGCCUUCCAUGGUAAAAGUGAGACCUGCUACAUGUCAGCUAGGGUUCUGUAAGAGCAGAGUCUGAGGAUGCAGAAUCCUAAGGUACGGAGACCAGUGCCUCUGCACAAGCAGCAUGGAGAGUUACAAACACAGGCAGUUGUGAGGGCAGAGAACUCUGGGUGCUAAAACUGUUCAAUUUCACAAAAAUUACAGUUUCAAUUUAAUCCUUCGAAGAAGCCAUUUUGGCUUCUAUGCUAACAAUAAGUGCUUGUUUAGCAUAUAGGCUAAAUGAGGCAUUUACCAUUCUUUGGAGGGGUCCUUAAGAGAUGAAGGAUUGGAAGAGCAAUCCAGAACAAGACGAGGUCAAUCAGUGAGUCUUUCUGGUAAUGUAGUGGGCUGUGGAUUGAAUGGCGGAGGCAUUUCAGCUUAAAUACCAGCCCCCCGCCCUUCACCCCCCUGCCCACCCCCACAUACACUUUAGCAAGUUGUGGUGGAAUUCCCACACUGUUAUUUCUGGUGUAAGUGAUGGAAAGAAAAGUUCCUGCACUGAGGCUGCUCCCUCUUCACACAACUCCUGUUUCUCAUCUCCAUAAGCUACCUUCCUCCUGCCAGCAGUCCUGCUCUUGGCUGAACUUGCUUGGACUUGGUGGUCCUGUAGGAUUGCUAGGGAACAGAUCAGGCCAGAAAAGAUCCCUGGAGGUCUCUGGUCCCAGCUCUGCUCACAGCUGGGCCAACUUCAAAAUUGGAUUGAGCACCGAAGGUCGUGUCUGGUUGACUUUCAGAAAUCUCUUGAGAGUGGAGGUUCCCCAGCCUUGCUGGGUCCGGUCCCAAUGCUUAGCCAUUGCUGUGGUACAAUUAUUUUUCCUGAAUAUCCAUCUCUUUCCCAGAUAAAUUUAACCUUUUAGUCUCUCAUUCCUUUUGCUUUGCAAGCCUACCUGCUAAUCAUGGCCCUCCAUCCUCAUCUUUAACCCCUUCUCCUCUGGCAGCUGGUCCUACCCAAAUGCCCCUUCUCUCCUUUUAGGGGAUCCUCGCUGCCUCCCAAUUCCUAAAUAUUUUAUCCUCCUUCUGCCUCUAGUUUUGGAUCCCCUUAUUUGCCCUGCUGUCUGGUGCUUCUGUCUUUAUACUGUCUGUACAGCCUGGGGCAGAUAAACAGUCUGAUUCCUGUUUUUUCUAUCUCCCGAUUUUCUAUUGUGUGUCUCUUUGCUGGAUGAGAAUGUUUAUUUCUUCUGAUGAUACAGCUGUUGUGCCAUGGCAUUAUGGAAAAUGCAGUCAUUGGUCUUUCUGCAAAGAAAAGCUUCAGCAGUAGAAGAUAGGAUAGGUCAAAUUAAGUAUUAUUGGAGGCUGUGAACCGGGAGUUCCUAACUCUCAAACAAGUCACAGGAUCACAGAAUUGUUGGGGUUGGAAGGGACCUCAGGAGAUCAUUUAGCACAACCCCCCCCCGCUCCAGCAGGGUCACCUACAGCAGGUUGCCUGAGAUUGCGUCCAGUCGGGUUUUGAAUAUUUCCAAGGAUGGAGACUCCACAACCUCUCUGAACAACCUGUUCCAAUGUUCAACCACCUUCACAAUGAAGUGUUUUCUUCUGUUCUGAAGGAAUUUCCUGUACUUUAGUUUGUACCUGUUGCCUCUUGUCCUGUCCCUGGGCACCACUGAGCAGAGACUUGCUCUGGCUUCUUUACACUCUUCCAUCAGUUAUUUAUACACGUUUAUCAGAUUCCUCUCCUCUCCCAAGCUUUUUCUUCUCUAGGCUAAACAGCCCCAGCUCUCUCAGCCUUUUCUCAUAUGACAGAUGCACCAGCCUCUUAAUCAUCUUAGUAGCCCUUCACUGGACUUGUUCCUGUAGCUCUCUUGUACUGUGGAGCCCAGAACUAGACCUGUACACUGGAUAUGUCCUCACUAGGGCUGAGUAGAGGGGCAGGAUCACCUCCCUCGGCCUGCUGGCAACACUCUUCCUAAUGCACCCCAGGAUACCAUUGGCCUUUUUGGCUGCAAGGGCACAUUGCUGGCUCAUGGUCAAUAUGUUGUCCACCGCCUUCUCUGCAAAGCUGGUCCCCAGUUGGCCCCUAGCCUUCCUGCUGCAUGAGGUUAUUCCUCCCUGGGAGCAGGACUUGGCACUUCCCUUUGUUGAACUGCUUCAGGUUCCUCUCUGCCCAUUUUUCCAGCCCCAUAAGGGACUCAUAAGGUCCCUCUGAAUAGCAGCGCAACCAUCUGAUCAGUGUAUCAGCGACUCUUCCCAGUUCUGUAUCAUUUUUAAAAAAAAAAAUCAUGUGUGUCCUAAAACCUACUGUGGAAACACAGGUUAUAAUCCAGAAAGCCUGCAAUGCAGUAACUGUUCAAGAGAAUCAGAAAUACAUUGCUUAUUUGUGGCCAUCUCACUAAACUGCUUUUCUAAAAUUCCCCUCCAUCUAUUUGGAAACAAAAUUCAAACUUUUGUUGUAGUUCUUGUUUUAAAUGUGUAUAACCGAGCCAUAAUAGCUUAAAAUCUAUGCAUAAAGGCCUAAGCUUACAUGCAUGCUCAUCUUCAGUGGGGUCACUAAAGGCACCUGCAAUUGCUUAAAACCACUGGGAGCUUAAUCUACACUUCAGUACUUGAAUGCUUCUCAAAAUACCUUUAAAACUCCACUGUGUUUUUAGUUGGCACUAUGCAGCACAGGCCUAAUGAUACGAGAAGAAUUCUGGUGGAAACUGCUAGUUACCAGCAAAUGCUCAUGAGUUAUCUAGCUAUAUCAUCUUGACUGUGUUCCUUUUAAGGAUCACCUGAGUUCUCAGUCAACUUUAGUUUUCCUCUAAUUUCUUCUAAUGCCAACAUAUCUCUUGUUAAAUUAGCAGCAACCAUUUAAAGUCUUUUCAGCAGCAUCUGCAUGAUAAUUACACUGCGAUGCUUUAUAUCUGGGAAACAAGCCAAGGAAUAAACCUUGAAGCAAAGUGUAUUAAAUUAGUUAUCUCAUUAUAGCUUUUUGAAUAAUUUCCUAAUGAUGAAUUAAGUUUGAAUUCAGAGCUGUCAAGUCCCAUUGCUCCACUUGGAAUUGAGAGGUAGAAAAUCAGAAGGGAAAAUAAUCUGUUCCUAUGUCUUACUAUUCAACUGGUUUUGGUUGAGAUAUACACUAGUAUUUCCACAGUAAGUAUGGAAAAAGUUAUUUCAUAAGAGAAAGUAGAUAGCUGCGUUUAAAGGGAAGAAAAUUAGGCAAAUGUUGUCUUCUAUGCAAACACACAUCAUAGAUGUCUUAGAAAAAUAUUAAUUACAAAAUGGCACCAAAAAGCCUUUCCAAAUUAAGUCAGUGCCUAUUAAUGAGGCAAAUAAAUGGCCACAUAGUAAAUGAUCAUUCCCAAUUAACUUGUCACAUGGCUGGUAUGGUAGAUAGAGGCUAGUGUGACUCACUUUUUCCCUUUUAUUGUGAAAGAAUGGUAAUUUAAAACUUUUUGUUUCAUCUGACUUCAAUGUAUUUUUCCUGCUAGGUUUUAUCUUGACUAGAUCUGCUAAUUCAUAGGUGAAUUGGGCUAGUGCAUGUCUUCGGAGGUCCCUUUCCACCUCAGCUUGCAACCAAACUUCAGCAGCUUUAUGAUUGAAAUGCAAUACGGUUUUGCAGGGGAAAAAAUGAACUUUCUUCUGACUUUGAACCUGUUGUAGUUUUAUCAGACCUAAUUUGCUUGGGCAGUGUUCCCUAACCUUCAGGGAGUGACAGGAAAACGCAUUUUGUAUCCAAUUUCAUUAGUCAUAGCAGGAAUGAAAGCAGGAGACUUAAAGAAACAGAACUCUCUACUUUCUGCCCCACAGACUUAACAGCCAUGUUUAAGCAGAAAAGGAGGACAGUUUUGAGAUGGGAUGCAUACUUCCUAGCAUCAAAGCAUGGCGAUGGGUUGGUUACAAGAAACCAUAUUUAUCCAUUUGGAGUAGAAUUUGGAUUGAAAAUCUUACAAAAAUGCAUGAAUUCUGUAAGAAUGGAGCUGUGUCUCGAAAGAGUUUAUGAAAGAAGCAGGCUUCUCCAAGCCUUGCCAGUUGCACUCUGGCAUGUUUAGCCUAUUUUCCUUCAUUCCUUCAUUUACUUUGGAAGAGAGAACUUGGAGGGGUUGAAUAAGUCCGACUUAGGGGUCCAUUAAGUUUAUUUUCCUUUUUCAUGCACUUUCAAUCUACAUUUAAUGUUGCCAUUUAACAGCAUUUUUUUUUCCUUAAUAGUGAUGGUAUUAAGAUUGCUGACAUCAAAUUUUUAAUUAAAGUUUGUAGUUUGUGGUCUCAGCAUUUCACGAUUAACACUAUCUGGAUCAGAGGUGGGAGGGAGGACUGCUGAAUUUUGAUGCUACUCACAAGAGGUCUGCUCAGUGCUGUAGAUGUCCUGUUUGUGUCCUCCACAUGCUGCAGUGGAGGAUGGUGGAGCUUGGUCCAGUGCCUGCACAUUAGCUGCUCUGGCCCUUCCGUGUUCCAGCUUCUCCACAGUCCUGCUUUAACACCGCUUGUCUUUGAUCCACUCAGGAAAGAUGAAGCUUGAUCCCACACACUUUCUCUUAUAUAGGUGUAUAGUUACCAUAAAUUCUCAUCUUUAUUAGAAGUAUCUUUUCCCUAAAAUAAUGUUUCAACUGGAGUGGGACACAUCUGUGAGAAUUUAUUCAACUUACUGCUAAAACAUUCAUUUUUAAGCAGUGUAUUGAACACUUCUGUUCCACUUACUUAAAUCAGCUGUCUCUACUUCAAAUAUUAAAUAUUUGCAUGAUUUCAAGAGCUUUUUUUUUUUUUUUUUUUAAAAAAAAAUCCUUUCUUGUAAGCAGAAAUGCAAACGGUAAAACACAGUUUGGAAAUGAGUAAGUCUCAGUGCUUCAAUAGAGAUGAUCAUAGAAGAUCAUUUAAGCUAAUAAUUGUUUUUAGUUUUUGACCCAAUACUUGCUAUGUCACUGUAGCCCACAACUGACCCUAAAGCAAGUGCUGAUAGGAGAGCUCUUACAGGAUAGAGCAGGCAAAUCUUCUGGGGUAAAUUCAGCAGUUACUGCCCACACUGCGUUCUCAACAGCCGACUUCCCAAGGGCUUCUUGGGAUGAGAUGAUGACUGAGUUUGCUGUUGCUAGUUUUGCUAAUGAUUUGUGAAUAGUGUGCUUGAAAAGGGUAAGGACCAGUAAGGCUGAUAUGAUGUCCUCUAGCAGCUCUUCUGCCUCAGUAACAGACUAGAAUGAAAUUUUGCCACUCAUCUUUUUGGAUAAGAGUGCAUUACAGCUGGAGAAUCAGGGUGGCUCCUGUUUCAUGAAACAAAGGAUGCAUCUUGUUGAAGGAGCAAGUAGCCAAAUCUGAUCCUGAAAAAGAAGUACAGCUUAAAGGGAUAAUUUGUACAAUAUUCUAUAAAACUGGAUAUAAAUCUGCUAAUGCAUGACCACAGGGAUGUGGGGUUUGAGUGUAGAUUUUGAUGCCAACAGGAGAAAGGUUUACAGGGUCAGACUCCUGAAGGCCAUAGCCCCUAGUUCAUUCUUAGCCUUGCCUAGAGCUUUUUCAUGUAGACUCUGGUGCUACAGGAACUACAAAUGCAGUUCUUGCCAUAUGAGCCUUUAGAGAGGCGAGCAGGAUGUAAUAUAUGAAGUCACUUGUAACCUUGGCUUGCAGGGAUUUGAAGGUCUGUGAUUUGAGGAAGGGACAGCUGGCUGUUGGGCAAACGAGAGAGGAUGGCAUUUUUAGUGAAACUAUUGUUAAAUAGUGAAACAAAACACUAGUGCCCAAGCCAAAAAAAAAAAUAGUGUUUUAUAUUUUUAAAAGUAAACAACCAUUUCUGUUAUCAUAAGAUACUCUGGAAACGGUGAAUUUCCCUGGUUGUUCUUAGCCAUUUUUCUGCAUGGUUCUUCUGUGUUUCAGGGUUUUGAUGCCUGUGAUUUGUGUGCGCUCUGAGAGUUUCCCACAUGCUACUAUUACAGGACUUUACUGACUUUACCUCCACAGGGUGAACUGUAAGUCAGCAGUAACAUGGCAGCUUUCACUGAACAAUUUAGCACUAUUUAACAGUCAUGGAAAGAGUAUAUUCAUUACAGGGCUCUGCUAAAAUAUUAGUGCUUAGAGGUUCAUUCUUCCAAAUACUUCAGUAGCAGUCUUCCCUGAUAUGCAAACAAGAGCAAAUGGGGAAGGUUUCCUAUGAAAUAUUUCCAUGGCGUCUUGUCUUUGAUAGUGGGUGGUAGCUGAUACUGAGGGAAGAAAUGUAAGAAUGAGCUAUAGCAUAUUGUGUUCAGCCCCUCUAGCAUCAUGCCUCGCAAUCAGUGAUUUAGGGGCUUCCUGAGAUGCAAGGUAUAUCCUAUUCACCAUGUUUAAUCAAAUGCUGAUGGAGCAAUCUUCCAUGAAUUGCAUAAUCUUUUUUUUUAAAAAAAAUAUUCUCUGGCCUUCACAACAUCCUGUGUUAGGGAGUUCCACAACUUACUUUAAUUAAACAAAGAAGUCCUUGUUCAUAUAAUGUAUAUGUUAAAUAAAGGUAUUUUCUUGCUGCUACUCAGAAUCUUUAAAAGAAAAUAAAUUUUUACUGCCAAAAACAUUGUUAGUAGUAUGAGUGUCCUGUUGAUAUUUGUUCUUAUGGAAAACAUAUUUUCCUCAUUAGUAAAGUACCUUUCUUUGGAUAUUUUACAAAGGAAAGAAGUUUACACAUGCAGAUGACUGUACUAUUCCCAUAUAGAACUGUGUGGGAUGUGUUAAAUGAAAUAACAUGUUUAAAUAAGUACGUAAGUUUUACAUCACUGGAUUUUACUGUCCUGUUUUACUUCAGUAUUUUGAUGAUUCCUGUUGUAUUUGCUCUUUAACUCUGUACAUGACAGUUUAGUGCAAAACAGUGACUUAACAAUCUCACGAUCUCAUCGUACGUACAUGUUUGUUUUGCAGACAAGUGAGACAUCAGUUAUAUGCUCUUCCUCACCCUCCACCCCCUCCUGUUCAGGCUGAACAGCAUAACUAUUUUAUACUAUUGAAAGCCUUAAAAAAAAUCUAUGCAUGCUAUUUUAUAUUCUAAUGUAUUAUUCAUAUCAGUACAUAAGCUUAUGCUUGUCAGUUUUAUCUUGUGUAUAGAACUGAUUACUUUUGACAGUAUUUUUGCACUGUUUCUUUUCUUUCUCUUUUUAUAAAGUUCUAUUCAGCAUUAAUUGACUGCAAUAAUUUUUUACCUCU